Pogona vitticeps (central bearded dragon) is the source of this 2421-nucleotide messenger RNA. It is a transcript of the gene TECRL, whose product is annotated as trans-2,3-enoyl-CoA reductase like. Gene Ontology annotation, biological process: very long-chain fatty acid biosynthetic process. NCBI's taxonomy places the organism in Eukaryota, Metazoa, Chordata, Lepidosauria, Squamata, Agamidae. Gene Ontology annotation, molecular function: oxidoreductase activity, acting on the CH-CH group of donors. The record is from RefSeq and is a predicted model, not a curated record.
UGUGCCAUCAGCCAGAGCUUGUAUUUAACUGGUGCAGGGAUAACUUGGAGGUGUCCAGCACUGACAUGACAUGCCCUAGUGCUCUGUUCCAGCCAUGUUCAGGAGACAUAAGCCCAGCACUCCCGAGCGCAAGAGAGACCAUGCCAUCCAUGGAUCUGCCCUGCCUGUGUCCCAUAAUGACAUGAGAACUUUCUUCAGCUUGUCUCAGCUGGUACUCUCUGCUGGCCAUUUGAAACCACCACCGAUUCAAAGGCAUUCAAAAAUCACUUACUUUGAAGUGGAAAUUCUGGAUGCCCAAAGCAAAAAGCAGAUCUGUGUAGUGGAGAAGAUACCACCAUCAUCAACCCUUCUUGAUAUAAAACAUAAAUUUCACAAAGUAUGUCCCCAGUGGUGUCCAUCUCGUGUCGGUCUGCGACUAGAACGUAAUGGGCCCUAUUUGAAAGACUCUGUCAACAUAAAGAGCCUGGCAGCAUCUUCUAUCAUUACCUUGUAUUUUACAGACUUGGGGCAGCAGGUCAGCUGGACCACAGUUUUCCUAACUGAAUAUAUGGGUCCUCUUCUAAUCUACCUGCUCUUUUACAUUCGCCUCUCAAGUAUUUAUGAUGCAAAGGAGACCGCAAGAAGUUUACGUCAUCCUGUAGUUCAUUUGGCCUGUGCCUGUCACUGUUUACACUACAUCAGACACCUUCUGGAGACCUUUUUUGUGCACAAGGUUUCGGAAGGGCACACACCACUGAAGAAUCUGAUCAAGGGUUGUGCUUUUUACUGGGGAUUCACUUCUUGGAUUGCUUACUACAUCAAUCACCCACAGUACACUCCUCCGUCAUUUGGGAACAAGCAAGUUACUUUUGCUGCCAUUGCAUUUCUGAUAUGUGAAGCUGGGAGCCAUUGUAUCCAUGUGGCUUUAGUCCAUCAAAAUCAAUCAGGAAGCAAAAUGUCUUUUCCAAGUCCAUCAAUCAACCCUUUCACGUGGCUGUUUGUAUUGGUUUCCUGUCCCAACUAUACAUAUGAGAUUGGUUCGUGGAUAAGCUUUACUGUGAUGACACAAACUCUGCCAGUGGGUGUUUUUGCAUUACUGAUGGCAAUCCAGAUGGCCCAAUGGGCUCAGAAGAAACACCAGCUUUACCUGAAGAAGUGCACUUCAUACAGAUGGAGAAAAGCAGCUAUGAUUCCAUUUAUAUUGUAACCAUAAACAGAAAUGCCCUGAAGCUGUCUUGCAUGGUAGAAGGAAACAAAGUCAUUAGCUCUAGCAAAUGUAUAAGGUAGAACAUUGUUUUUAAAUGCAUCCACAUUUAAGCAGGCUUAAAAAAACUGAAAACAUAAAGGCCAAGGUCCUAUCGGCUACGUCAGGUUGGCAAAGUCACCAUAGCUGAGUGGGACCAAGCAUGCUUGACACUAUAGUAUAAGAGGCAAUAAACCUUUGCUUUGGUCCAACUGCAAAAGUUCUUUGCUAGCAGGUGCUGAGAAAUCCAGUUUUUUCCCCCUAACACCUGGUCAGAAAAAACAAAAAACAAAAUUGGGAUCCAGAUACGAGGGCCAAAACAGAAGAGCAGCUUUGCAAUUAGGAGCCAAUAGCAUGCAACUUAAAAGGCUGCCAUGUUUACAGACUUAGCAGAAUGUGACAUUUCCUCCCUGUGAUCAAUUACCAGACAAAAGCUGGCUAACACACAAUUUAAGAAGACACAAAGCAACCCUGUAGGCAUCCCUCAGUCUCAAAAGACUAUGGUAACAAAGCAACACUGGAGGAUAAUCUCAUGUCUUUAGUGCUUAAAUUAGCUCUGUUUCUAAUUGUGAAGCUCUCUUUUGUGUGUUUUGGCACUGGAUUAUCUGAUUCUGUUUAGGGCUUGUUCACAUUCAGUAUUGCUUUAUUUCUCUAAAAAGCAAAUUCCCCUGUUAUAUGGUUUACUGUUUUCUAUAUUCUCAGCCUAAGUUAACCAAAGGGAAUAUAAAGCUCCUUGAAUCCACAGGAACUUAUUUUUCUGGCUUGUACACUGGGUUAAUUUGCAUAGAGGGUUUCAGAACUUCAGGUACAGUACUUCAUUUUUCAUGUCCUAGCGUUUACAAUGUAUCCAUACUAUCUGUCUAUUUAGAGACAAGCUAACUUUGUUUAUAAGAAUAAGAAUAUCCUGCUUGAAUGGGAUUUAUCCUUUGGAGCCCUAGACUUAAUGGCUUCUUCUGUCUCAGUAAUGUUUGAAUUAAUUAGGAUGUACAAAAACUAUUGUCUGCACUGAUAAUCUAUGGUAAUUAAUUGUUCCUAAAUCAUUACUAUAGAAUAAUCCUAUUUAUAUGACUUCAAUCCAUAGAUUUUCUGUUGACAGAGUAGAUCUUAUCAAAUUGAGAAUUGAUUUAAUACAGACCAACUAGGUCAAUAACAUUCAGCCACUUUCACUCUUCUUUUUUCUUAUAAAACCUAUUAAUACA